AAGCCUCACGUUUUCUAACAGUGACCUCGGACUGCUGUUGGACCGAUGCGCUUCUCUUAGCCUUAGCUUUACAGAAAGCCGGCGGGAAAUAAUCAGAAAUACACAAAACUGACUGUCGCCUUUUUCUCGCGACUUGUUCGCCGCGCGCGCAGCUGAUCCAGCACAGAGAGACAGAGAGGAGCGGGGGCUAACAGGAGACAUGGCCACAAUCGAGGAGCUUUCCCCCGCUGCGGGCCCGGUGUCUACCCGGCCCCCAGAGGACGAGAUUGACGACGAUGAGGACGAAGAUCUGGACGAGACACUGAUGGAGAGGUUGUGGGGCCUGACAGAAAUGUUUCCUGACACAGUGCGCACAGCUGCUGAGGUGUCUGCACAGUGCUCAGUAUCACUGGUCAAGAAGUUUUACAGUUUCUCCCGCUCUGCUCUCUGGGUGGGUACUACCUCCUUCAUGAUCCUGGUGCUCCCUGUGGUGUUUGAGACAGAGAGACUACAGCUGGAGCAGCAGCAGUUACAGCAGCAGAGACAGAUCCUGUUGGGGCCCAAUACUGGAAUGUCUGGUGGGAUGCCAGGCAUGAUGCCUCCUGCACCUGGUAAGAUGUGAGGGGGACAGGAAGGGCCAACAUGAGCCUGAGAUCUGCUGCCAGCGAUACAGCAGGGCCGCUCACAAGGAGAGACAGAGAGACCAUGGAGAAGGGCAAAGAACUGCAGCAAUUAAAAAAAAAGUAAAGCUGUGUACAAACAUUAGACUCACUCUAAGUUUUGGGUUGUCUAAUGGGAUCGCAGGAGGAGGAUAUGAAGCGUGACUAACACUUCUCUCUCACUGUCUCUCCUUACUCCCAACAUCAUGCAGAGACUGAUUUCCAGAAGCACUGCUUCUGUUUUCUUUUUGUUCUUUUUUUAAAUAAACACUUAUAUCAGCGUAAAUAAUGUGUUCUGUAGAGGAAAGCAGAUAAAGAUGGAGAAGCUGAAAGAAAAAAAUCUGGAGGAUGCUAAUUGCUACAUCUUCACAGUCUGACGAAGGUUAAUAUACUUUUGUCUGCAGUCCUGUCGGUUCCACUUGUAUGUGGAGAAUUAUUUUUAAUGAAAUAUAUGACAUGUCUGAUGAAUGGUGACAAAUGGAGCAUACUGUAGUCUAUAUUAAUUGAUAGGGAUGUGGUCUACAGAGUGACUCUUCUCUCUGGUGUAUUUCUGACUGUACAUUUGUCACAAUUCACCACUGUACCAUGUAUGUCAAAGUGCAAUGCCUCUCACUUCAAAGUAGCUACAGUUACUGGUUUUAUUAAAUUUAUCUGGUUUUCAGCAACGGAUUGUAUAAGGCAUACUGUUCAACAAUUCAGAGAUUGAGUAUCCUUUUCCAUCUAUAGCAUGUGAAAUCCAGAAUUAUUUUGUCAACCCGUCAUCAGUCGUUGGACAAACGUGGUUGUGGUGGUUGAUAAAGGUUCAAUACUAAAUGUCUUAUAUUUACCCAGAGAGAGAGAAUGUUGUGUUCUUUUCUCUGUUGCCAUCCAUGUGACAGUUAUCAAUCUGUAUUACCUCUGUUCAGCAAGCAAAUCUGUCUCUGUUUUAUGUUCAAGAUGACUGUGGUAAUUAAAACACCAAAUCAAAUGGAAA
Lates calcarifer (barramundi perch) is the source of this 1611-nucleotide messenger RNA. RefSeq names its product translocase of outer mitochondrial membrane 22 homolog (yeast) (gene tomm22). Gene Ontology annotation, biological process: intracellular protein transport. Lineage: Eukaryota; Metazoa; Chordata; Actinopteri; Centropomidae. Gene Ontology annotation, cellular component: mitochondrial outer membrane. The transcript has 4 exons. The record is from RefSeq and is a predicted model, not a curated record. The coding region runs from base 200 to 601 and encodes 133 amino acids.